Molecule: messenger RNA, 928 nt
Organism: Ostrea edulis (European flat oyster)
Lineage: Eukaryota; Metazoa; Mollusca; Bivalvia; Ostreida; Ostreidae
Exons: 4
Coding region: 66-779 (237 amino acids)
Source: RefSeq, a predicted model, not a curated record
ACCCCAAACCAAAAGUAGAAAACCCACAGGCCGUUUUACCUUCCUUGUUUUCUCAAUUAAUCAACAUGGGUUCUGAAUCGGCAAUGUUGGUCUGUUGUUUCUGUUGUCUUGUGCUGCCUAGUGUUGUUUUGCAGACAUGUGGAUUUUUCUCACCAUUCUGGAUCAAACACAACUCAACAACAGAUUGUUUUCUAGGAGUUGUAUACAACAAAGACUGCCCGGACGAUACCAAAGGUCUUGGUUCAGCUGUCCUCGGACUACAGGCUACGGCGUUUACUAUCAUUGCCCUAACAACAGUAAUCUCCAUCUGUUUCAUCUGCUGUAACAACGAUGAUGAGGACGAUGACGAUGAUGUUGGGUGUUGUGCAAAAUUUGGCGUCUGUUUGAUAUGCCUAUAUCCUGUCGCAGGUAUUAUUGGAUUCGCCGGCUGUAUGGUGGUAGUCGCUGAUUAUGGAGACCAUGAUAAAGGCUGGUCUUUCUAUCUUUGUUUGGUGGCGUCUUGUUACGUUAUCCUUGAGAUGAUUUUCUGCUGCUGUGUUUUAUGUAAGGCAGCAAAGGAAGAUAACAGCGACACGGAGGGUGGACAAGGGAAUGCUGGCUAUGUUGGAGAUGAGGUCCAGCAUUACGGAACCAGAUAUGAUGGGCAGUCUGUAACUUCUCCCAGUGGUGGAGGAAUGAUAGUGGGUCAGAUUAUGGAACACCAACAGGUGGCUCUUACUGGGACUGGGUCACUCAUAGUGAGGAAGCUGCAGAUUGCAAGAGUGUUCCGCAUCAGCUGACAUGCAUUUAUAACUUGCUUAAUGCAUCGCAUCAAUAAAUGUAUUUGCUUUCAGGAUAUAUUUUGAACAAAGAUGUGUUUCAAACAUAAAAACUGUAGUAUAUUGCCUAAUGAAAGAAUUACUUGUAAUUAAAUUUUCAUAACAUCUGA